This is a messenger RNA of Juglans microcarpa x Juglans regia, 2185 nucleotides long. RefSeq names its product mediator of RNA polymerase II transcription subunit 17-like. The transcript is spliced from 8 exons. NCBI's taxonomy places the organism in Eukaryota, Viridiplantae, Streptophyta, Magnoliopsida, Fagales, Juglandaceae. Gene Ontology annotation, biological process: regulation of transcription by RNA polymerase II. Gene Ontology annotation, molecular function: transcription coregulator activity. Gene Ontology annotation, cellular component: core mediator complex; mediator complex. Bases 75 to 2057 code for a protein of 660 amino acids. The record is from RefSeq and is a predicted model, not a curated record.
CCCGAUUACUAGCUGCUCGUCCCCGAGGAUUCUGUCGAAAAUCCGAAAUUUUCCGGGGAAAUCAUCGACAGAGAAUGGACGGGAAUCUGGAAGUCUCGCUCGACAAGCUUCCUAUCAAGCGUUUGGAUUCCAUUGAAGAAAACGGUGUCGAACGAUUCCCUCCAGAUGUAGGAUACGAUGAGACGCGGCUUUCCCUGAUUCGGCGAAUCGACUUUGCGUGGGCGGUGGAGAAAGAUGACAAGAAGAAGCAGAAGAAGAGCUCUAAGGAGAGCUCAACGCCAUGGCAAUGGCAGAGCAUGGUGGAGAAUUUACAGUUAGCUCAUCAGGAGCUCUCUGUUAUCAUAGAUCUCAUCAACACCGUGGAAGCUAACGAUGCAGUAACAGUGGCUGGUAUGACCAGGCCAAAGCCUUUGCCAAAUGAAUUACUCUCUGACCUUUCUGCAUCUGCAGCAACCAAGCUACAAUGCUUUCGGCAUCUUGGUAAAUAUUUUAAGCAGUCUGCCAAUGCUUUGGAUCAGCAGGUUGCUCGGGAAGCAAGAUUUUAUGGUGCUCUGAUUAGACUGCAGCAAAACUGGAAAGUUAAACGGCAGCGAGGGGCAGCUUCAGGUCCUGGAAGUGAAGGCUUCACAAUUGAUCUAUUUGACAAUUCACUUUAUGAUCCAGCAGCUGUAUUUCGUCCAUCAUCUCUAUCUACCAUUCGUGUUGACCAUGACUCUGCUGGCAUGCUUUCAAUAAAUUUACCUCCCAAGUCAUGCCACUCUCUUCAAUUUAGUUUCCUUGGUGGACACUCAGGUGAGAGUCUACAGGAACCCUAUAAAACCAAAACCUAUUCCUCAGUGGACUAUCGCUCGAGAGAAAGUGAGAAAGAAUCUAUGAGCGAUGAUGAGUGUGUUAAAGAAACGCAUUCACUCCUUCGUGAAACUCAUCAAGCAAUCUUUGAUGAGCAGGUGUUUGAUUUGGUCAAUCGUGAAGCAUUUAACCCAUCUCUAGGAGUUAAUGUGACUGGUAUACGAGAAAAUUAUCUACAAUUGAGCAUUGGUCAAGGAACAUCUGUCUUCAUAUCACUUGUGCCGUCUAGUCAAGGAGACCAAACAGCUGAAAGUUUAGGCUCCCAGAAUUUAGAAAAUGCAAUAUUACCUUUAGACUCGUUGGAAGGAGUGAAAUUACCGGAGGAAGAACAUGAUACCCCUAAGAAGUGGGGAUUUCCCAAUCAUAUUAGCUAUGAAAUAUACCUGCAACAGAUUUUCCAUGAGCAUAUUCUUGUAAAAGCAAAGGAAAAGCCGGUUUUCACUCGUUCGCAAGUAUCUGGUCAAGGAGCAAAGGAUGGGUCCAGUCUCUUGGGUCAUUUCUGUCUGUCUCUGGCUCAUCGAAUAUUUUCCAACAAAGUUCUUAUGGAGUUGGAAAAUGUGGUUUGCAGGGUCCCUUAUCUCCAGUUGAUAUCUCAUCCAACUUGGCAUUCUCGCACAUCUUCGUGGACAGUCUUCAUGAAGGUUCCUCAGUCGAUUCUUCAUGCAGGUUGCCAAGCCCGAACGUCAAACAACCCUCGUGUAAAGAAUGUCAUUAAAUCACAGUUCCGGACCAAGGUGGUAGUAAAUGAUGAUUGCAUCAACAUAGAAGGGGAAGGCGCUCCUAAUGUUCUUGGCCUGUUCAAAGGGAAUUCAGAGGAAAUUUCUUCUAUGAACAGAUACGAUUGUGACUUGGCAGAUCUUCCCGUGACAAUUUUGCAGCAGGUUGCAAGCCAAGUUAUUGGUUGGCUUCAUGAGGAGGCUCUUUCAGUAGGGAUAAAGGUGAACAGGGAUUUCCUAUGCUUAUCCUUUGAGCUGGAACAGGGCGAAAUCGUUAGCCUGGUGGCACAUGUGGACCCAGAAGAUAAUCAGGGAUGCAUCUCCUGGUGGUUGGUUAUGGAGGAUGGUUUCGCCGAGGAGCAAAAACUUCACAUGGAUGGUUCCGAUGGUGCAUCAGAAUAUAGGAAGUUCUUAGGCCAUUUGUCCCUCGAUGUGUUAUAUUCAACACUGAUGGAUUUGGUGAGCUUGUGCAGUGGAGGUGGUAGCCAAUGAUCUGUCUUUCUUUCCCCUUUUGGCACUCGAAAAUAGGAGGAGAUAUGCUCCUCCUUGCUUCUUUAGCAGCAGACUUUGCAUGUAAUAUCAGCUUUAAGCUGCUUAAUCAAUUUAGAACUUGUUUCAUU